Messenger RNA from Cyanistes caeruleus (blue tit), 5115 nucleotides. Lineage: Eukaryota; Metazoa; Chordata; Aves; Passeriformes; Paridae. The record is from RefSeq and is a predicted model, not a curated record.
CCGCGAUCGCUCCCCCCCUUCCCCCGCCGAGGCGAAGCUGGAGCCGCAGGAGAUCCGCCGGGCACAGGGAGGGGACAGGGAUGGGUUGUUUUCUCUCCCCCGCCCGCCCCGAGACCUAAGGAGAUGCAGCCCAAGUUCGCCGCGAUGACUCUGCUGCUGGCACCGGGGUUUCUCCGCGGCAUCGCAGCCUCCGGACCGCCUGAAUCCUGCUCCUUCUGAAUCGUCGGCGCCGGGUUAAAGCUCAGUUCUCAUGUUGUGGUUGCUGGGCUGCCGCGCUCCCGUUUUGCGAUGGGAGGUGGAGGAAAAGGGAUUGUCCGUGAGUCAACACCGAAAACGUGAUUAGGAGGAACUGCUUUAACUAAUCUGUUUCUAACCUUUCAGUCAAUGUUGGCCUGUGACCCCUCUCAGCUUUCACAUCCAGCCUGAUCAGGAUGAGAAAUUAUGAGAAAGUUCAAGCUGUAAACUAAUUCUGAGCCAAGCAGCAUUUGUUUACUUGUUGAAAUGUGUCCGUGCAAGACGUCUGCAGUCUGUCUGAUUUCCAGGAUCGAGCCGAGUGCCUGUGAGUUGCUGUGGGACAUCUCAGCUGCUGUGGCAAAAUACAAUGCUCUUAUUUGUGGUCUGGGGAGAACUUUAUAUACAUAUAUGUAUACACACACAUUUGUUCUGAGGGCUUCCUCAUCAGACUCCAGCAGAUUCUCACAAUUGUUUCACAUUUCGUCAGAUAUUAAUUACUCUGUUUGCUGCUCUUUUUUUCCCCCCUAAAUGCCCACAAAUCUGCAGUGUUGCAACCUACCUGUAGCGUUAGGUGGGGAGACUCUGCUCUCUAGAUAUGUAAAGCAGCCGUAUCUGCAUGAAUCGCUGGAUUUCCUAGCAGCAUGUUACAGUAGUUAUUGCUGAUACGAAUAACAGGAGGGUGCAUAGUCCUUGUGAUGGAAACACAGCUAGUACUUCAAUUAAGAAGAUAUCUUUUCGAAUUUGAUAAAUCUUGUGCAAUAUCCGGUGUCUCCCUCUGUUGUGGCUUUGGAAAAACUGCUUGGUCAACAGGAUCCUUUAGCUGCUUCUCGGGGACUAAAGCUUUCUCCUCCUGCUACUGUUUUUUUGCUUCAGUUAAGGAAGAAUUAAUUGUUGAACAUCUGCAGUCCACCAAAAAUUUCAGUAUAUAAAAAUGUCUCCCCGUGGGGCGGAGGGGAGUACGUGUUUGCCCCUGUGUGUAGGUUAAUGCAUGUUUGUGUAGACGCCGUGUGCCUGUGUGUGCAUGCUCUGGGAAUGGAGGAAAGAAGGAAUCACACACACACACACCCCAGCAGUCCUUUUAUUUUUUUUUUUUUGGUUUGUGCUAGCAUCUACCUCCGUAGUUCUGCAGUCCGUGUAGUGCUGAUAUUUCAUCUCAUUUAAAAGUUUCCUGUAAUACUUUGCCCAGAUUUAAAGAGGGGUGAGAAACCAGUUUGCUGCUGGGGUUGCACUGGCUGCUGGCUGGUUUGCGGGCAGGUUGGUGGCAGUGAUGUGGCACUGUGGGCAGCCAGAAGAGCUCCCAAGACGCCGGCACGGAGCCUUCGCCUGGCGCCGACUCUCCCGAGGGUCCCUCAGAGCCCCUCUCCCUCCCGGGGCUCGUCCCUCACUCCACCACUUCAGCGCAGCUCACCGGAGGUCGGGACGUGCUGCAUCGCUCCCAAAGUUUUAGAAAGGCUCCAGCUUAAUCACGCCGACACAUUUCAGCGGCUCCAUGCAUUACACAGGCAUUUAAACCUCCUGCGCUCCACGGGGUUUUUUUUGCUGGGAAUUACUGAAAUGCUGAAUAAUGGAGAAGGUGAAUUGCGUCUUUGCUUCUGUCAGGGUUAGACGUACCUGCUGCAGGCUGGGCUGUGUUGGUAGCCCAGGCAGUCCCUCUUCAGAAAUGCUGUAAAUAAGAUUCUGUACUAUUCCACCUCUCACAGCCCAAGUUUAACCCAGCACCAUCUUUUAGAUCAGACACAGAUCUGACAACAGAUGAUGUUUAACUCCCUUUUCAGCUCAGGUUUCCCACCUCAAUUUAAUGACAUGGGCUGUGCUCCAUACGUAAGCACCAAGGGACAGCGGCCACCACAGGAGGUUUAGACCAUUCUUAAACUUGGCUUCAAAACCCUCCAAGCUGCCCAUCACCAUGCGAUUUCAGACAGCUGGUUUAAUGUCGGUUGCAUCCAAAAACUCAACUGCAAAAAUGAGGAAAGUAAAAAUUAGAUGAUUCUGUGACCCACCAUUCCUUCAGAGAUACUUUAUGGUCAUAUGCUUCCAGGCACGUGUGUCUAAUUAAGACAUUUCACAUGCUUUAUGUUGUCUUUACCAAUAAUUAAGAAGAGGUUUAAUUCAAAUGAAACACUGAUAGUUAUCUGUGCUGUUUAAAAACUUGCAUUUAUUCUUCAGUGCUGGUUGAAACAAUGACUUCUGUAAGUCAAUAUUCCUUGAAGUUUGAGGUUUUUCUCACUUGAAAUUGUUUGUUUCCAGACCACAACACUGGUCUCCCUAUGGAGACUGUUUGUAUUUGGCUUUGAGGUCCCAUGGAGAAGCUGAGGAGGGGGAUGGCUCUUCAUAUCCAUGAAGCCUGGAUACUUCUGUUUGUGCUCCCUGGUUUGGUCACUCCAGCUGCCAUCAAUCAUGAAGACUACCCUGCUGAUGAAGGGGACCAGACCUCCAGUAAUGACAAUCUGAUCUUUGAUGAUUACCGGGGGAAGGGCUGUGUGGAUGACAGUGGCUUUGUGUACAAACUGGGAGAACGUUUUUUCCCAGGCCAUUCCAACUGUCCCUGUGUCUGUACUGAGGAUGGACCUGUUUGUGAUCAACCAGAAUGCCCUAAAAUCCACCCAAAGUGCACAAAAGUGGAACACAAUGGAUGCUGUCCAGAAUGCAAAGAAGUGAAAAACUUUUGUGAAUAUCAUGGGAAAAAUUACAAAAUCUUGGAGGAAUUUAAGCCCUCGCCAUGCGAAUGGUGUCGCUGCGAGCCCAGCAAUGAAGUUCACUGUGUUGUAGCAGACUGCGCAGUCCCCGAGUGUGUCAACCCAGUCUAUGAACCAGAGCAGUGUUGUCCUGUCUGCAAAAAUGGUCCCAACUGCUUUGCGGGCACCACGAUAAUCCCCGCGGGCAUCGAGGUGAAGGUGGACGACUGCAACAUUUGCCACUGCCACAACGGGGACUGGUGGAAGCCGGCACAGUGCUCCAAGCGCGAGUGCCAGGGCAAGCAGGCUCUGUAGCAGCGCCCCCGGCCAACAACCCGCUCAUGGUGAUGGUGAUGAUGGUGAUGAUGGUGAUGAUGGUGAUGAAGGAACGGCUUCGACCUCCCGCCGGCUGCAGCAGGGUCAGCAGCAAGCCCUGCGAGGGUGCCACACGAGCAGAGAUCGGUACCUGUGGGGAAGGAAGGGUCUCCCCUGCAGCUCCUGUCCCGCUUUACACACUCCCUAGCCGGUGUGCAGGUGUGUGCUGUGCUGUGGGAAUCACCAGGGCUCGCUAGGGACGCGCUGCUGGGACUGGGGAGGACAGCAGGAAAACAGCCCUCGCACCUUCCCGGCCCAGCGAUGCCUCCGAGGUGCCAAUCCAUUCACUGCUCUCACUUUCUACAGUGUGGAUCAUGGGGUUUUUCACAUUUAUUUAUUUGAAGGUUUUUUGCUAUUGUGAUGAUUUUUUUUUAAGUCUCUUCCUAAGCUGGGAUCAUCGGGACAAUACAGCUGUGAGUGGAGCAAUAGAUGGAGCAUUUUUAUUGUCUGUAAGCGCAGGUGGCACUAAGGACAGGAGAGAGGCAGAAAUUAAAAGGGAUUGGGGGGGUGGGGGGUGGUAAAAAAAAACCCAACUGGAAUGUAACCUGCAGCAGGACUGAGGUAGAUGCACAGGUAUAGACCGGACAGCCAAGACACGAAGCUGUAUCUGUGUUACACUUUCUCCACUGAGUGGGGACAAUAAAGUCGAAGACACCUACGCAGUCACCGUGCCCUUGAUGGGAGCGGAGCCCACAGCAGCUGCAUGGGCAGCCAACCACAAGGUGCUCCAUGAAAACAACAUCUUCCCUGGCUUGUCUGGGUGGGAUUCCUGGCUGGAGCAUCAGUGGGGGAGCAGAGUGAAGAGGAUCCCACCUGUUCCUGGUUCCUGGGCUGAGCAUGUGCUCACCUGCCUUGUCCCAUCCUGAGGCUGCUCUCGCUGGAGCCCAGGGCAGUGUUUCAUUGCCUUCAGCGACAGCAGGUCACAAUUACCAUAUGGAGGUACCCCACUCUGGAGGUUUCCAGGAAUGUCCCACAGCUGUGGCAGCACUAAACUGGCUCAGCUGGCAGGUAAGACCCUUUGCUACAGUGGGAGGGAGCUGCCCUGGCUCUCCUUGGGAGCAUCCACAGAGUCAGGGAUAAAGCAGGCCAUGGUGCAGCAGGGCUGGGCUGGGCUCCUGGGAAGGUUCCCUGGGGAAAGCAGCUGCUUUCUGUGCCUGCCUGCCAGGAGCAGAGGUCCCCAGCAGCCAGGGGUCCCCGUCGGGCUUUCCAGCACUGGGACCUUCUGCUUUCUCAGGCUGCAGCUUCCAGGCGAUUCUGUGAGAGAAAAGUCACCAAUGUCAUCUCCCUGCCCUGAGGCCUGCCCAGCUGAGCACAGGGGCCUUUCCCAUCACUGUCCACGCUUGGUUCCCUUUUUGGUCAGUGCCAUGGGGGUGGUGGUGCUCACUUUGUUCAGAGUUCAGACUCCAGUCCAGCACCUGCUCUCGACAGUGACGGCAGCAAAUCCUCCCCACAGCAUCCUCACCGAAGCAGAUCAGCACAUCAGGCUCCGUUUAUACACACUUUUGCCUUUAUACUUUUAUUUCUUCCCCGUUUUGGUGUUUUCCUGGAGGGCAGGGGUGGGAGGAGCACUUAGCACAGCAACUGCUGUCCUGUGGCUGAGCACUGGCUCCCUGCAGGCCGAGCUGGUACCAUUUGAGACGUUGAUGCCACAUUUCCUUGUAAGCUGUUGCCUGUCAAUGACUAUCCAGUUUCAAAACUUUCAAACAAUAGUGUGCCUGAAACUAGUGAGAAAAAAAAAAAAAUCUGUACAAAUGGGAGGGAGGGGUCCUAGAAAUAAUAUUUGAUGUGUAAAAGAGUAUAUUAUUAAAAAAUUAUUUUGUUAAAUAUAAAA